Papaver somniferum (opium poppy) is the source of this 660-nucleotide messenger RNA. RefSeq names its product TATA-box-binding protein 1-like. Gene Ontology annotation, molecular function: DNA binding; RNA polymerase II general transcription initiation factor activity. Lineage: Eukaryota; Viridiplantae; Streptophyta; Magnoliopsida; Ranunculales; Papaveraceae. The record is from RefSeq and is a predicted model, not a curated record. The transcript is spliced from 3 exons. Gene Ontology annotation, biological process: DNA-templated transcription initiation. The coding region runs from base 1 to 660 and encodes 219 amino acids.
AUGGAUGCAUCUGGGAUGUUUUUUAGUUCACUAGAGCUACAAAUGCAGUUUCCAUUGGUUUCAUCUUUCCUGCUGCCAUUACUCUCAAGUUAUUUUCUGAUUUUUGUUUUUGAUGUUAACAAUCAUACUUCUGGAAUUUUUCCUACGAGACAGAAUAUCGUGUUGACUGUCAACUUGGAUUGCAAAUUGAAUCUUAUAGAAAUAACUAUGAAACCACGUAAUGCAGACUAUAGUUCCAGACGUUUUUAUGCAGUUACUAUAAGAUUAAAAUACCCCAAGACAACUGGGCUGAUUUUGGCAAGUGAAAAAGUGUUUUGCACUGGUGCCAAAACUAAAGCACAAUCAAAAUUAGAAGCAAGAAAGUAUGCUCGCAUUGUACAGAUUCUCGGGUUUCCAGUCAAAUUUAGGGGCUUCAAGAUACAUAAAAUUGUAUCUUCCUGCGAUGUCAACUUUAUUAUUAGGCUCGAGGGCUUUGAAUAUUCUAAUGUUGGAAAAUUUUAUGAUGAUCCUGAAUAUUUCCCUAAUCGUAUGGUAUUCAAGAUGAAACAACCAGAUAUUACAGUGCUUAUCUCCGUUUCAGAAAAAAUAGUUACCACAUGGGCUAAGGAAAGAGGUGAUGUAUACACUGGAUUUGAGUAUAUAUACCCACUUCUUAGGUGA